AUGGCAUCUGCCGGAAAGCCUCCACUCGAGGAUGCUCGUCGCACGACAGGAUCGCCAAAAAUGAAGAGCCGUGGCUGCGCUUUCAAUCAUGAUCCGUCGAAGCUAACUGCAAACCAAGCGGACAGCAAGAAGCGAUUCAACGUAGACUCACCCAGUUUCACUCCAUCAUUGAUGUCUGGCAAUGGUGUAUCCGCACCCAAGAAAUCGACCGCCAUUUCUCCAAAAGCUGCCAAUGCAGCUCCAUUCCAACCCCGAAUCUCAGCGCGAUCAAACACAAGUACACCAACAGGGCGGUCAGAAGCAGUCCAAGAUUGGGCGGUAGCUGAUGUUCAGGAAUUUGUGCCUCGGGGCUUUGAGCACGUGAAUCCUCUCCAGGGCAAUGGCAAUGGAGGAAUCACCCCUUCGAGUGCAUUUGAUCCUUUUGUGACCACCUCCACUCCUAUGACUCCUGGCUCUGUUCCUGUAUCUGGCAACCCUUAUUCCCACGACCCUACUGCUGCGAUGGGAGGCGCUUUCUUUGCCAGCCAGACUGGAUUCCAGCAACCGGUCCAGUACCAUCUUUAUGCUCCCAUUGGCCCUCACAGCCAGAAUCUUUUGGGCUAUCAGCGCAAUGUGCAUGGUCUUUUCCUUCCUAACGAUAUCCGCGAAGACUUGCAGAAGAAGUCUGCGGCUACUCUUCAAACCCUUCCUAACACUCAACUCCCUGCCCAAGUCGACUAUUUCCAUUCUCUUGUCCCACUGGAUCUUAGUCACCAGAAGAAUGCUAUGAUCUUCGGCUACCCAAGCUGGAUUUACAAGGCCCAGUCCAGCAAGGAUGGCAACUAUUAUGCUCUUCGCCGACUUGAAGGUUUCCGCCUGACCAAUGAAAAGGCUAUCCGUUCUGUUCAAGCUUGGAAGAACGUCUGCAGCGCCAGCGUAGUGACUAUUCACGACGCCUUCACCAGCCGCAGCUUCCAGGACAGUUCUUUGAUCUUUGUUACCGACUACCACCCCUUGUCCAAGACACUUGCAGAGCAGCAUCUGGGUACUGGUAAUCGCUUCCAGGCUCGCAGCAAUGCUCCUAUCCCUGAGCAGGUUCUCUGGGGCUACAUGACUCAGAUUUCCAAUGGCCUCCAGGCGAUUCACUCCAAUGGCCUUGCCGCCCGGGUUCUCGAGGCAAGCAAGGUUCUAAUCACGGGCAGGAAUCGUCUUCGCAUCAAUGCCUGUGCUGUACUUGACGUGGUGCAAUUUGACACCCAGCGAAGCAUUCGGGACCUCCAGCGACAAGAUCUUGUCCACUUCGGCCAAUUGAUCCUCACUCUGGGCGUCAACUCGCCUAUCCAGCACAACCCUGCCGCGCAUAUGGAGGUUUUCACCCGCAACUACAGUCCACAGUUGCAGAACUGUGUUGUUUGGCUUUUGAAAUCAUGCGAGACGGAUGUUGACCACACCAUUGACCUUUUCAUUACUGGCAUCUCAGCACAGCUGAUGUCAACUUUUGAUUCGGCCCUUCACAUGGAUGAUCAGCUUACUUCCGAUCUCUGCCGUGAGUUAGAAAAUGCAAGGCUCGUGCGCCUGAUGUCCAAGCUCAGCUUCGUCAAUGAGCGCCCUGAAUAUGAACUCGACCCCCGCUGGGCCGAGACCGGCGAGCGCUACUUCCUGAAGCUCUUCCGCGACUUUGUUUUCCACCAGGUGGACGCCCAAGGCGAUCCCUCCGUCGAUCUUGGCCAUGUGCUGACUUGUCUCAACAAGCUCGAUGCUGGAAGUGACGAGAAGAUCACUUUGAUCAGCCGUGAUGAGCAGAGCUGUUUCAUCGUCAGCUACAAGGAAGUGAAAAAGGCGCUUGAAUCUUGCUUCCAGGCGCUAUUGAAGCCUCCUCGACGCAUGCACUAG
Molecule: messenger RNA, 1872 nt
Organism: Penicillium soppii
Lineage: Eukaryota; Fungi; Ascomycota; Eurotiomycetes; Eurotiales; Aspergillaceae
Product: PAN-complex poly(A)-binding subunit PAN3
Exons: 8
Coding region: 1-1872 (623 amino acids)
Biological process (GO): nuclear-transcribed mRNA poly(A) tail shortening; protein phosphorylation; mRNA processing
Cellular component (GO): P-body; PAN complex
Molecular function (GO): poly(A) binding; ATP binding; protein kinase activity
Source: RefSeq, a predicted model, not a curated record